Messenger RNA from Corythoichthys intestinalis (scribbled pipefish), 3967 nucleotides. RefSeq lists its product as uncharacterized. Bases 64 to 993 code for a protein of 309 amino acids. Lineage: Eukaryota; Metazoa; Chordata; Actinopteri; Syngnathiformes; Syngnathidae. The transcript is spliced from 6 exons. The record is from RefSeq and is a predicted model, not a curated record.
CGCCCAUUUUGGCAACACGGGCUGUAACAUAGACUAAAUUUCUUCCGUGUUCAUGAUCUCCGAAUGAGCCGUGGUGGUGCCAUGUCUAAAGAGCUCGUUUUGCGUCUUAAUAACAGAAAUUACGCAAACUGGCUGAAAGCAGGACAGUGUCUGUAUAUCCUGACGGAAGCCCUUUGUCCCUUCACCGAUGAGAAGAUGCAAAAUUUUCACCAAUAUUUGCUACGUGACAUGCUUCACCUCCGUGAACCAUGUCAGGGAAGAUGUCACCAUGAGGACAUUAAGCAUUCCAGGGCAUGUAACUGGUGUUUACAUUGGAAGUCAGUGAUUCUCAGCCACCACAGACAACCCAAUUCCAUGCUAAAUUGGGAGAACUGUACCCCUGCUGCGUGGAGAACAAACCACUGGGAGCUGGCUAAGGCAUACAUGCCACGAGGACAGGCACACGUGAGAACGGCCGAUCAGUGUGAUCCUUCUGCUCUUCUCAACCUCAUCAACUUCUGUGACUGUUUUGCCAUUGUAAAUGUACAUUCUUCUUUAGUCAGAGAGCUGAUUAGAUGCAGGAAUGCAUUGAUGCAUUCUGCUGACAUGCAUGUGACGGACGAGUGGAUGAAAAAAUUCAAGGUUACACUGACACGUUUUGUCCAGCUUUUCGACCACGUACCCAGCAUGGCAGGAACUGAACAAAAACUUACUCAGAUGCUGGCAGUUGAUUUGUCAAUUUGUGCAAUUGACGUCGUAGAUGAUCCCGAAAUGGAAUUAGCUACAGAUUCUGUGACGUACAAUGUAAUGCCUGAAAAAAUCUUCCAAUGGGAGGCUGAUUUACUGCAAGAGAGGCUGCAGGAGUUGAAACAUAUGGCUGAAGAUGAAACAAUGGAUACCAACCAGCUCAAGAUGCUGGAAUGUUUCCUGCAGCAAAACAAAGAUCUGAGCGAGAAGUUUUCAGGACAGCUGCAGGCCAUCAGCAUGUUGGUGGCUGAACAAAGAAAAACUUAACAAACAUUCGAGAGAUUUUAGCCAAGAAAUUAUGACACGUCUGAUUGUUUUAUUGUUCAAAAAAAUAUUUGCACUAUGCUUUUAUGGAUAGCAUAAUCAUUUUAUUUCCUUUGUCUACAAAUCAGAAAUGUCACUUCUGAUAGAAAAAAAAACAACAACAACACGGCCAAAAGGCCAAACUCCACGCGUUCACCUUAGUUGUAACCCCUUGUACUGACUACAUAUUAUAAGCAGGAAAAAGGCUUCAAAACACAAGUUGACAAUUUAUUCUAAGUUGACAGCAAUCGCACAGCAAGGCAAAACAGCGCUGAUUUUUUUUUCUUUUUUUUUUCUUUCUCUCUACUCACAUCUGAGAUGCAAUUGUUGGCUGUUUUUAACAAUGUAUAUCUUUUCCCAUGUAUAUUUAUAAUUGCACUUUACCUAAAAACAAUGUUUCAUCCGAUUACUUGAUUAAUCGAUGGAAUUUUCAGGAGAAUAUUGGAUUACUAAAAUAUUUGAUAGCUGCAGCCCUAGUGCCCUGUGAUUGGAUACUCAGCUCAAACUUAUUUGUGACCCUAAUGAUUCUGUGUGUGUAUAAUUCUUUACCCUUAAUCAUUGCCAUCAUGACUAUUUUGUAAACGGUUUCCCUGUAUCCUCCACUACUGUGAUCUCCUCCUCAUACUUCAUAGAUGGAGUAGGACGAUAGAACUGUAAAACACACACACACAUUUUAUUUAUAUAUAUAUAUAUAUAUAUAUACGUAUAUAUAUAAUAUAUGCAUUACAGACCAAAUGUUUUGACAUGCCUGCUUAUUCAAUGUGUUUUCUUCAUUUUUAUACAGUGGGGCAAAUAAGUAUUUAGUCAACUACUAAUUUUGCAAGUUCUCCCACUUGAAAACAUGGGUAAACCUCAACCAUGAGAGACAGAAUGUGGAUAGUAGCCUGAUAGUAGCCUUUGUUACUGUGGUCCCAGCUCUUUGUAGAUCAUUCACUAGGUCCCCCCCGUGUGGUUCUGGGAUUUUUGCUCACCGUUCUUGUUAUUAUUUUGACACCAUGGGGUGAGAUCUUGCAUGGAGCCCCAGAUUGAGGAAUAUUAUCAGUGGUCUUGUCUGUCUUCCAUUUUCUAAUAAUUGCUCCCACAGUUGAUUUCUUUACACCAAGUGUUUUACCUAUUGCGGAUUCAGUCUUCCCAGCCUGGUGCAGGUCUACAAUUUUGUCCCUGGUGUCCUUCGACAGCUCUUUGGUCUUGGCCAUAGUGGAGUUUGCAGUGACUGACUGAGGUUGUGAACAGGUGUCUUUUAUACCGAUGAGUUAAAACAGGUGCCAUUAAUACAGAUAACGAGUGGAGCCUCGUUAGACCUUGUUAGAAGAAAGAUCUCUUUGACAGCCAGAAAUCUUGCUUGUUUGUUGGUGACCAAAUACCUAUUUUCCACUCUAAUUUGGAAAUAAAUUCUUGAAAAAUCAAACAGUGUGAUUUUUUUUUUUUUUUUUCUUCUUCUUCACAUUCUGUCUCUCAUUGUUGAGGUUUACCCAUGUUGACAAUUACAGCCCUCCCUAAUCUUCAAGUAGGAAAACUUGCACAAUUGGUGGUUGACUAACUCCUUAUUUGCCCCACUGUAAAAAUCUUUCGAUACUCACUAAAGGCAUCAAAACUAUGAAUGAACACAUUUGGACUUGUGUAGUUGACAAAAAACAUGUUCUAGUUUCUUCAAAAUAGCCAUCAAGACAUGAAGAAUCCACCCAUUCACCUUUUCUGGGUCUUACAGAGAACGGGAGUUGGAAUUAAAGAUAAUCAAAUUUGGGUUGAUCAGACUAAAGCACAGAUUUCUACUAGUCUAAUGUCCAAUCCUUGUGUUUCUUGGCCAAACAAAUCUCAUCUUGUUGUCCUUAGCAGUGGUUUCCUAGCAGCUAUUUGCCCAUUUGCAUGCAGUCUUUUCUAAACAGUUGUUCUAGAGAUUGUUUUGUUGAUAGAACUAUGUAUGACAUUCAUCUGUUCUCUGAUGUUUCAAUUUCUGAUGCUGGUGACUUGGAUACAUUUAUCCUCAAAAGUAGAAAUGACUCUUGGUUUUCCUUUCCUGGGUCAGUCUGUACUUGUGUGUAUCAGUUUCGUUGUAACCUGUAAUGAUUUUUGCCAAUCCCCGUUGGGGUCAUAUGUUCAUACUGGCCUUUAGUGAGAAUAUCAUCAAAUAGUCAUGAGAUUAAAGAAAACACUUUGGAUAAAAUAUGUCCACACUUUUGGCCUGCACUUAUAUAUAUCUAUACAUGAUAUAAUAAAUAUUUCAUAUUUUUGGUAUACUAAAUCAUGAAAUGAGAACAAGUGUCCUUACAUUGAGUAUGUUUUCUUCUUCCAGGAAAUAUUUGUACUUUAAUGCAGGGCAUGGAAUUGUGGGAUGCAGAACCUGUUUAACCCUAAAAAGGGAAAGGGAGCAUUUAGUAUAUAGUUUUUAGUCACAAAAGUAAAUGAACAAUGCAUUAUUAUUUUUAACACACUGAAAGGUUUCAGAUUAUCAAACCAAAUUUUAGGAACCCACAAAGACUAUCCAAACAAAUGUUUUUUUUUUUUCUUUUCAGUAAAGAUGCAUGAUAAUAUCGGUUACCGAUAUUGGCAAUUAUGACGUCACACGGAUAAUCCAGAUUUUAAAAAAUCAACCGAUAAUCCAAUCCGAUAAUUAUAUACUUGAUUUAGCCUCCAAAUGUGCACAAUCAACGCAGUUUUGUCCAAUUCUGCACCGCCGCCUCAACACCUCCUCCCUCUGAAGCCCUGUUGCAUGAGUGACGUCACACGAAAUGCUUGAUAUCAUAGCGGCUCCGUCACAAGUGUGCGUUUACCUUUCUGUGUGUGAAACAGAAGUUCCACAAGUACACAGUAUACUUAGCAUUUUUAAUUUGUUGCUUCUUCAUUGGCUAAACAAAAACCUAAAUAUUUUAAAAUCCUCAAAUUACUAGCCAAAUAUUAUGUUUUAUUUGGCUCUUUCCUAUAUGAACUCCCUGCUCUC